UAUAUAAACCAAAAACUGUGUCACAAUCGGGCAUACGCUGUCGACACGCUCCAAGAAUAAGCCUUAACAGUUUUCUGCACUGAUUGCGCUACACACAACUUUUUAAAAUGGCUCUAAAAAACGUCAAGCUUUACUACUUCGAUGGCAGAGGUCGUGCUGAGGUGACACGGUUAAUGCUGGCAGCAGCAGGCGUCAAGUACGAAGACAUCAGAUACACUUCACAGACAUGGCCCGCCGAGAAGUCAAAAAUGCCUUUUGGGCAAGUACCAGUAAUAAGUGUAGAUGGCAAAAUGUUUGGCCAGAGCCUUGCAAUAGCAACUUUCGUUGCCAAGGAAGCUGGAUUUUAUCCAAAAAGUAAUCUUGAUGGGUUAAAAGUGGAUCAAGUAGUUCAGCUGGGAGUUGACUUUCAAACAGCAGCAGGGAAAGCUUUUUUUGAGAAAGAUGAAGCUAAAAAGAGUGAGCUUCAGAAAGAUCUCAAGGAAGUACAGGUGCCCAAGUACUUAGACUUGUUUGAAAAACUUUUGAAAGAAUCUGGCACAGGAUAUUUCUUUGGCACAACGUUAACACUUGCAGACUUCUUCAUCUAUGAUCUCAUCUCCGGUUUGAUAGGCAGAGGAGUCCUCAGCACAUCCAAACAUCCAUUAGUGGAUGGGUUAGUUAAGAAAGUUGAAAGUAAUGCUAAUGUAAAAACUUACCUGGCAAACAGAAAGAAGACUGAUUUUUAAUACAGAAUAGAAACCUCCAGAUUUUAAAAUUACCUGUCCAUUAAAAAAGAUUUAAAGCUUUGUAACACAAAAAAAAACAAAAACUAA
Molecule: messenger RNA, 812 nt
Organism: Physella acuta
Lineage: Eukaryota; Metazoa; Mollusca; Gastropoda; Physidae
Product: glutathione S-transferase 1-like
Biological process (GO): glutathione metabolic process
Molecular function (GO): glutathione transferase activity
Source: RefSeq, a predicted model, not a curated record